AUGGUCUAUAUUCCACUCUCUCUAAACUUCGGAUGGCAUUCCGAGGCGCUCCCUUUCAUUGAAGAAAGCGCGAAACUCGCGCCAGAACGCAUCAAACUAAGGCGCCAGCUAGUCUCCGUUCAUCCAGGGUCAUACAUUCCAGAUUUGGCUGCAUCGCUCGAUAAGCUGUCUUCACCCUUGACACACUCGGACGGCUCUCCGAAGCGCUCUCGUUUAUUGAAUGGGUCAAGCUCCGGCGCGAGCUUGUUACAGUCCGACGCUCCGAAGCGCUCUCAUUUAAGUUGUCAAACUCCGGCGCCAGCUAGCCACAGUUCAUCCAGGAUCACACACACGAUAUUUGGUUAUCUCACUCAUCAAACUCUCUGGCGCCCUCUCCAAACUUGGACGGCACACAGAAGCACGUUCGUUGGAGACAGCGUCAGCCAGUCGCCGCUUGUCUGGCAUCAUAUACAGACGAUUGAGGAAAGCGUCGAGCUCUGGCGCCAACUUGUUGUACUUGGUCUUGAGUUGUAUACACCGAAACUGGCACGAUCCCUCUACAACUUACACUCCGCUCUCUCCGAUCUCGAAUGGGAUUCCGAGGCACUCCCGUAUAUUGAAGAGUGCGUCGGACUUUAUCGCCAGCUGGAUGCUGCUCGUCCGGGAUCAAACACAUUAUAUUUGGACAUAUCACUUGACGAUCUACGCAACACCCUGUCCAAUCUCGGACGCGAUUCCGAAGCAUCGAUGGUCGGUCGUUGA
Cantharellus anzutake is the source of this 741-nucleotide messenger RNA. RefSeq lists its product as uncharacterized. Gene Ontology annotation, molecular function: protein binding. The record is from RefSeq and is a predicted model, not a curated record. NCBI's taxonomy places the organism in Eukaryota, Fungi, Basidiomycota, Agaricomycetes, Cantharellales, Hydnaceae. The transcript is spliced from 2 exons. The coding region runs from base 1 to 741 and encodes 246 amino acids.